Molecule: messenger RNA, 4041 nt
Organism: Octopus sinensis (East Asian common octopus)
Lineage: Eukaryota; Metazoa; Mollusca; Cephalopoda; Octopoda; Octopodidae
Product: FAST kinase domain-containing protein 4-like
Exons: 7
Coding region: 246-2204 (652 amino acids)
Biological process (GO): regulation of mitochondrial mRNA stability; mitochondrial RNA processing
Cellular component (GO): ribonucleoprotein granule; mitochondrial matrix
Molecular function (GO): RNA binding
Source: RefSeq, a predicted model, not a curated record
UUGUAGAUCCGAAGUCAGCCUACUAAGUGUUAAUAUAUUCAAAAUAUUUCGUGAAGGCACUUAGACAUUAUUAGAAGUUUAGUGGGUUCUAAGUAGAUACAGCUAACGACUCUGUGAAAUAAUGGUUGACAAUUCUGCUCAGCUUCUGCCAAUAAGUCCAUACCGCAAAAUGGCUGCCAAAUCCGGCAUGUAAUAUCUACGUUAGCACCUAGUUUUGAUCAGUAUCUUCGUUUCAACUAUUUUCUAUGUUGACUAUGUGGAGACAGCCAUCUGCCAUCCAGGCAUAUGCCAGGACUGCAUACCAGUGUCAUCGGCAACAGAUUUCGGAUGUUUGUAAAGCUGGAGGUUUGCUAGUGCACCCGUUUCCUCCAGAAUUUCCAAUGGUUGAUAAUACUGGAGUACAUAGGUAUACUACGCAGGCUUUCAAAUCUAAAACUGGUUUCCGGCCUGCUGCUCACAGUAACACUGCCAAUAGUAAUGUUAACCACAAUAGUUACCAAAGUGGACACCAAAGUUAUAACAAUACAAACAGAAAGACAAAACAAGCUGCAGCCAAUUUGUACCUGUAUGGGAAAUUUAACGAGACUGAUAACAUAGAAUUAUUACUAGAUCAAGUACAUUUACGAUCAUUAACUGUUCAAGAUCUACCACAGUUUCUGUCCAAGAUGAAUAAUUUGCUACACCAUCAAAUUGAUCUUGAUGUUCUUCUGAAAGAUGAUCGUUUUGACAAAGUUAGUAGCACUCUGCACAAUAAUGUACGUGCCCUAAGCCCAAGUAGUUUGCUACAAUGUCUGGAAGCUUUAUUUCAGAUGAGCAACAAAGAUAUUUAUCUGAUAGAAUCUUUAGAAAAACAAGUACAAUGGCUUCUAUGGAAGAUGUCCAUUGGAAGUCUUAUUAGAACGCUUGCUAUACACAAGCAACACCAAGAGACACCAUUGCGGAAGAAACUUCUCUCAGAGACACUGGGUGUUAUUGAAAAGCGUUGGGUAGAGCUGUCUUGUCCCAAAGAUCUGAUUACCUUGAUGUACAUUUUAGAUGACAACAGUGACCACUUAUUUUCUAAAGUGGAAACAAGGGCUUUUGAUUUGGUUGAGAAAAUGGAAGUGAAAGAGUUGUAUCGUGUGACUUACCUGCUGUCACGACGUAAACAUCGUAACACACCAUUGAUACGUGCUUUGAUUUAUCAUCUGAAUAAAAGCUGCCUCAAGCUUAGUAAUAUGCAUCUGGUCAACCUCCUUUAUGCUUGCUGCAGCCUCAAGAUCUAUGAUAACCAUUUGCUGAAUAAAAUGUCCAACACUUUGGAAAAAAAGGUUCCCCAUUUGGAGAGUAAUGUUCUGCUAUUCUCCAUCUUGACGUCUUUUUCCAAACUUCGUUGGCAUCAUACACCAGUACUUGAUGCUGUAUUUAAUAAGAUUUUUGCUAUCCAAGAUCACCUUGGCCCUAAAGAAAUAUCACAAAUUGUUAUUAGCUUUUCUCAUUUAGUCUACGACAAUAAGGAUAUGGCAGCCAUUUUGCCUAAUUUUAUGCCUCGUCUUCAUACUUUCCGUGAACAUGAUCCAAUGCAGUGGCUUGAAAUUGUCUGGUGCUUGGCUGUUCUGAGACUUUGUGACCAAGAAACUGCUGCAACGGUGUUGAAUUCACACUUUCUCCAUCACUUAGACGGUUUGGAUCCCUUCCGGAAAACCCUGGGCCAGCUACGGUUACUAAAUAUUGCAGCCGCUGUUCAACAUGACCUUAUCUCCUACAAUGGACCAUUGAUUCCACAUGAUUUCAUUGAUAAGGUGCACCUGAAGGCUCUCUCCCGUUCUCAACAUGGUUUGGCUGUAUCUGUAACAACUGCUCUUUCCAAUUUUGCUCCCCUCAACAAAUUUGUCAGGACAGAUGUGAUAACACCAUAUGGUUAUAUACUUGAUGCUGUACUAUUUGUUGAUAAGAAAGGUGAACCCCUUGUAUAUGAUGAGCAUUAUGGGCAUGAGCCAAAACCAGGUGUUAAUCGGAUUGCUUUCAAAGUAUUAGAUUUCCCUGAUAUGACCCUCUGUACAGUUAAGCCUACAGGAUUGCACACAAUGGCAGCAAGACACCUCAUUCAUUUGGAUUACAUAUUAAUACAGGUCCCUUAUACUGAAUUCAGUGAUCGUUUGACAACUGUGAAAAAAAUGCAGUACCUUCAACGUAGGAUCAGAUCAGCUAUUGCUUCUUCCUAAGGAAGAAAUGACUGUGAAAACUCCAUUCUUAUAACAUUGGCUCUCAAUUCUGGUCUGUUUGUAAGCGAAUGUUUUAUAUAGAGUUUAAUGAGAAAAUGAAAAAAUAGACUUAAAUCAGAAACUGAAUGGUUGAACAAAAUGUGUUUAAUAUUUGAGUGGUUUUAAAAGUCUAUUUAGCAAUUAUUAUUAUUAUUAUUACCAUCAUUAUCAUCAUGCGUUUAUUUAUAAAACAUUUGUAUUUUCUUCUUUUUUUUCUAUUUGACAAACUUUUUUUACAUUUCUAUCAUUGUUGCAUUUUGCAGUUAGGUAAAUUGUGUCAUUCCCCCACAGUAUCACAAGAUCUUGAUUCUCCUAAGCUAAUUCAAAGGCCAUACAUGAGAUAUUUAUUCAUGCAUAGACAUAUGGGAGAGGCGAAAUAGCUGUGUGAUAACAUAUUGGACUGCCACUUCAUGGUUAAUGAGUUCAAACUCACUGCAAGUCUUUCAUUGUGUCUCCUAGGAAAGACACUUUACUCUACGUGCCUCAGUUUACCUAACUGUUGAAAAUAGAUACCAGAUGUCCUGAGAAAGUUACAUCAGUAGACUGGAAGGAGAGAGAUAGAGAAAGAGAGAGUGUGUGUGUGUGUGUGUGUGUGAGCGAGAGAGAGAGAUUUGUCACUUAUCUACUUAACACUAGAGAACCCAGAAAUUAGUACCAGCCCCUUGAAAGUUGGGCAUCAGAAGAUGAAACCUCUCUUUUAUAAUGAUACAGUAGUUGUAGUAGACUAUAACAUUUAUAAAAUAUUUUUUAAAAAUCAAGGGUUGAACUGAUUUUCUGGAACAGCAUCUUGUACUUCAUGAUGAUCAAAGACAACAAUAAAUACGAUCAUUAAUAGACAUCGUAUUUAAAUGUGACAAGUAAGUCGCACAUUUGGAAAAACAUGUUUGUUGAAUAUUUGUUUGUAAAAUGCCGAACUGUUCAAUAUUUAGUGUCAGUUGAAAGAGUAUGUAUAAUGAAUGUGGAUUAACUUGCACCAUGAUUAGUAUAUGAGCAACUGAAUAUGUCAGUUGUUGAGAGAUAUAAAGACAACCAGUGUUUACAAAAAGAUUUUUGUGUGUGUGUAGUUAUUUAUCCUUACAUACAUGCAAAGAUAUCUUACCAACAAACACAGUGAAACAAAUACAUUUGAAAAUAUCAGUGUUUUAAUAUAUUAAUAUGUGUCUCUAAAUGCAUGGGUAAACACACAUAUGUGUAUAAAAUACUGAGACAUUUAUCUAAAUAUAUAUAUCUAUAUGUUAGUGUGUGUGUAUACAUAUAUAUGUGUGUGUGUGUGUGUGUAUGUGUACACACACAUACACACACACACAGAAUGUCUAUAAAUUACUUUUACAAUUUUAAAAAUUCGGGGAAAAAUGGAGAAUAAGGCAAAUAAAUACAUCUUCAUUAGAAACAUCAGAAUGCUUCCAUGUAGACUCCAUUGACUGCAUGCAGUUCAUCUAGUUGAUGCUCAGUUUCUGGCCAUGUGUGUUGGAGCAUCUUCUCAUCAAUGUUGGAUGUAGCUUGGUGUAAUUUUCUUUGUGGUCAUUGAAGUCCUUCCUGCACUUUUGUACAAUAGACUUUGACUUUAUGUAGUCCCAUAAGAAAAAGGGAUUAUAUCUGGUGACUUAGGUGAGCUGGACCACCACGUCUUCCACUCCACUGGUUUGGGAAAGUUUCAUUAAGAAACUCUCAAACACUCAGCCUUUAAUGGGACAGCACACUGUCUUGUUGGAAAAUAACUGUUGGAUGCAACUGUGGUGCAACAAAUUCUUGUAAAAGAUGAAGGUAUGUGUUGGAAGUAUUUGUUUCUUCAGUAAAG